AUAUUUUAACGAUUCCAUAUUUUGUACCGGAGCCUAAAUGGGAGCAGGCCACUUUACCGCAGCCCAAUAUACCGCCGCCCACUUUACCGCGCCCACUUUACCGCCGCCCACAUUACCGCGAGCCCACUUUACCGCGAGCCCACUUUACCGCCGCCCACUUUACCGCGCGCCCAUUAUACCGCCGCAAAAUUUUUUACUAUUUUGGCUGGGAAGUUGA
Meloidogyne enterolobii is the source of this 217-nucleotide messenger RNA. NCBI's taxonomy places the organism in Eukaryota, Metazoa, Nematoda, Chromadorea, Rhabditida, Meloidogynidae. The record is from the annotation of a GenBank genome assembly.